GGCAGGGGUCGGCGGGGGGAGCAGCCCAGACCAGGGCCAGUGGGGACGGCGGAAACGGACCGGGCCCCGCACCUAGACCCUUGCUGGGGCUGAGGGAUGGAACUAGCCACGUUGCAGCCGCCCUCGUCCGAGCGCAGCCCCGCAGCGUCUCCCCUCCCGCACCCGGCGGCGCCCCGCGUGGGCCAGAGGAACCGUGGGCGAUAGCCAAGGCGCUGGUCCCACUGCAGCCGGCGGGAGAUUUAAACAGCUGCAGGGAGAGAAGCUGGCCCGGCGUACUCGCCCCUCAGUCUUGGCCCUCCGCCUGUAGAAGAGCUCUGUGGCGCUGGGAAGCGUGUCACUGAGAAGCCGAGGACCAGCAGGAAGUACUGCCUCCCCCGCCUUGUCACUCUCGUCUGCUGGCCCUGGGGCUACAGUAACCUGAACAGUCUGGGCUGAUGUGAGGUGCGUCCGAGGGAGGCUACAGUUCCCAGCAUGUCCUGCUCUGUUUCCGGCCAGACAACAGAUGGUCUGCGCUUGGAUCCACAUGUGCUGGGAUGUGUGCCCUGCCUUGGAGAGAACAGAUGUUUUUAACCAUCUUACCAAUUGUUUUGAGGUCUGUCAAUAAAUUGAAUAAAUAACAAUCAACAGUCUUUGCUUCAAUAAAUGAAUCAGCUUCAAUUAAAUCCAAGUAAAUUUCUAAUUUCUACAGUGUAUUUCUGAUGUAAUGAGCAAUGCUGAUUGUGUCAUACGUUUAAGUAGUUAACUGUCGUUUUGAAGCAUAUUCUUGUGCUAGUUUCUAUAGAUCAUGGUUACUUUUGGCCAACCAGGUUGCAAAAACAUUUUUUCCUAGUUUAAGAUGUGUGCUUGCACACAAGUAAUCUGGUGAUAUAUAUUAUUUUGGAAAACAGUGGUUUAUGUAAAGGUAUUAUAAUGCAUACAAUGGAGUGAUAACUAUUAGCACUGGAAGUUUGUGGCUUUGGUUACAAAAAUAUAUUCCCUCUGUAUUUUAAAGGAUAAUGCCAACUCAAUAGUGCUAACAAUUCCAUAAACAAUAAUUUUCUCCUUGUCCCCUGUCAAUUUUUGUGGUUUUAAAAUCACGUUUUUCCUGGUUUUUCCAAACUAUUACUGUGUAAUAUGUGGAAAGAUCCACAUACACCAAAUGGUGGCAAAUUCACAAAUAAAACAAACUGAAGAACUAGAAAUAUUUUUUCUCAUUAAUCUAAGAGAAAGCUCUUUUUGUUUUAGUGAUCGUAGGUAUUAUUUGUAACAGUAAGUUUAAAAAGAAAAUAUGGAAGUGUUCCUCUGCCAUGUUCAUAAAAAUAUGUUGUUAGAUGAAAAACAGGCAAAAGCCUGUGCAUGGGACUGAGGAUGUGCCUCAUAAUAUUUCUCUCACUAUAUAAGUCAAUGCCUAGGCAUGACAGAGAAAGUUUUGUUGUCCUUCCUUUAGUAAAUUUUAGUUAGACCUCUCCUCUAACAUUGGGUCUGUUUCUGCAGCCUUGAAAUCAGUCAGAAUAUGCCACUUAUUUGAUAUAUUUAUGUAAUGUUUUGUGGUGGAUGUUUGUUUACAGUUAAUAUAAAUUGCCUGGGAGUGGAAUUAUAAUCUACAGGAAAACUCCAGCAGUUAUUUGACAAUAAUUAUAUCAACUCUUAAGUUUUCUUGUUUGUUUCCUUCAAACUCAUGCAGAAUUUCAGCUUGAUGACAUUGAACUUAUAUGGACAAUUAUGAUUAAAAAAUAACUGAAUUUGUGCAGUUAUAAACAUAUAGAAGAGUUUGUCAUCAAAUGUUUGGAAGUAGGAUCUGUGUAAUCUUCUUAACAUGCCCACACACGUAAUAAGUUCUGCAAAGAGAACACAUAGAAGCAAGGCCUCUACCCCAUUCACAAUCCACUUUGGGGACUGAAUAUUAUGUAUUUAAAAUGACCCUUCAGGAGAUGGUGCAUCAGGCAGCCAGCCUGUAUUCUGAUAGAAAAGCAGUAUGUUUUGAUGAAUAUAAUGAUAAACCUUCAGUUUUCUACACUUACAAGGAGGUUGUUAGUCUUGCCACAGAAUUAACAGUUUUCCUGCAAAACUACUGUGACCAAAGAGGAAGGUUUGCAAUAGGCCUUUACUGCUAUCCUGGAAUAAAUUUACCAUCUUGGAUUUUAGGGAUCCUCCAAGUUCCAGCUGCAUAUUCUCCUCUUGAUCCAGAUGCACCACCAGUGUUAUCUAACUAUUUUAUGAAGAAGUGUAACCUCCAGUAUAUCCUUGUUGAGAAUGACAAAAUAAAUAAAUUCAAACUAUCCCAUGCUGGCUGGUUUUACCAGAGUUCUUUUGCAAUAGAUGAUGUUGGUUUAACUCUUUUCCAAAUUAAUUGGAAUGAUGUUGAUGUAAAUCUGCUGUUAGAUGGCACAGAAGACAAAAAUGGAAUCUCCAGAGCUGCAAGUGAUUGGAAGACAGAUUACAUAGCUGACCUGGACCAACUUAAAUCAGAGACAUCACAAAGGGGGUACAUGGAUGUCAGGCAGCAAUAUUCUUUGGCAUACAUCUUACGUACAUCAGGAACUACAGGGAUCCCCAAAAUAGUCAGAGUACCUCAUAAAUGUAUUGUGCCAAAUAUUCUUCAUCUUCAAUCACUAUUUAAGAUCACACCACAUGAUAUGCUGUUCCUGGCCUCACCUCUGACGUUUGAUCCAUCUGUAGUUGAGUUGUUCGUUGCUCUGACAAGUGGAGCCUCUCUGCUUAUAGUACCAAACCCCAUAAAAAUGAUGCCUCUGAAGUUGUCUGCCACUCUUUUUCACCGUCACAGGGUGACAGUAUUGCAGGCAACACCAACAUUUCUCAGAGGAUUUGGAGCUCAACUUAUUAAGUCAACUGUGUUGUCUACCAGUACUUCACUCCGUGUCUUAGCCCUUGGUGGAGAAGCAUUUCCUGCACUGAAUGUCUUGAGAAGCUGGAAGGGAAGGGAAAACAAAACACAUGUUUUUAAUCUCUAUGGCAUUACAGAAGUAUCAAGCUGGGCCACAUGCUACAGGAUUCCAGACGAAGUUCUUAGCUCUGAUCUUCGAUUUGAUUCCCCUGUACCACUGGGAUCACCACUGCUUGGAACAACAAUUGAAGUCAGAGAUGCCACUGGUUCUGCAGUUCUAGAUGGAGAGGGACAAGUUUUCAUAGGUGGUAAAGAACGAAUCUGCUUCCUUGAUGAUGAAGUAACUGUCCCUUUGAACACGAUGAGAGAAACAGGGGACUUUGUGAGAGUGAAGGAUGCAGAGAUGUUUUUCUUAGGACGGAAGGACAAUCAGAUUAAACGUCAUGGCAAACGUCUUAAUAUUGACUAUGUACAGCAGGCUGCUGAAGGUCUUUGUCAUGUGGAAGCCUGUGCAGUGACAUGGUAUCGACAGGAAAAGUUAAUCUUGUUUGUUGUACCUAAAGACAACUUAGCAGGAGACAUUCUUAAGGAACUCCAGAAACAUCUCCCAACCUACGCAAUCCCUGAUGAACUUGUGCUGAUAGAAACUUUGCCCUUCACAUUGCAUGGCAAAAUUGAUGUUUCUGAGCUGUGCAAGAUUUACAGUAAUCAUCUAAAUUCCAGAAGGCAUGACAGUAAACUGAGCGGAGCAGAGGAAUUGUGGGAAAGAUUGCAGUAUUUAUGGAAGUCUCUCCUGAGUCUUCCAGAUGAUUCACCCAGCAUUUCCAAAGAUUCACUGUUUCUGUGCAGUGGUGGAGAUUCCUUGAAGUCACUACGGUUUCAUGAUGAGAUUGAGAGUUUGGCAGGCAAGGCCAUUCCUGGGCUCCUGGAAGUUAUUCUCAGCAGCUCCGUUGCUGAGGUUUACCAACAUGUUCUUAAAGCUAUAUUCCCAAGUGAGGACCAAAUAAUGAAUCAUAACACUGUGAAAAGAAAACUGAAUGAGAGCAGCGGAGAGAAAUUCCAUGGAGAACACACAAAACCAAAAUCUAGAAGGUACUUUAAUGCUGCUGCAGGAUUGACUGCAUUUAUUGCGCUAAACCGAGGAAAUCGGAUGUUGUCGAUGACUUCCUCUGAGUCUCUUAUGAGCCCAUAUAAUGCAGAACAGGCAGGAACAGAGUUAAGACAACAAGCAUCUUAUUCAUCUGCUGUAACUUCUAAUACAAUGAAAUAUGAAGUGACAGAGAAUAAAUCUGGAAAGAGCAGAAGCAGUCCAGAAAUUGCAAGCAAAGCAAAUGAAACAGGUACUCAUUCUGUAGAACAAGCUCCUUCAAAAAUGCCUGAGAAGCUGAUAUUACAUGUAAGAUGGAAGUCAAAUAUGAGCAAAUGUGUAGAUGCCUCCCCAUUAGUUAUAACACCAGCCAUGGAUGAUUUAUCUGCAACUGUAUAUGUUGGGUCUCAUUCUCACACAAUGCAGGCAAUUGAUUUACACUCAGGAAAAAUCAAGUGGGAGACAAUCCUUGGAGAUCGUAUUGAAUCCUCUGCAUGUGUGUCUAAGUGUGGCAACUUCAUUAUUGUUGGCUGCUAUAAUGGUUUAGUAUAUGUACUCAGAAGCCAUAAUGGGGAAAUACACUGUAUCUUUACUGCUGAAGAUGCUGUGAAAAGCUCUGCAGUUGUGCAUCCUUCCACUGGACUAGUCUACAUUGGAUCGCAUGACCAGCAUAUAUACGCUUUGGAUAUUUAUAAAGAGGAGCGUGUCUGGAAGCUGCACUGUGAAGGUGGUGCUGUGUUUUCGUCUCCUUAUCUAAGUAUCUUGCCAGAUCACCUGUAUGCUGCUACACUAGGAGGACUUUUAUUGGCUAUAAAUCCAGAUACGGGUAAUAAGAUCUGGAAAAGUUCCUGUGGAAAACCCCUCUUCUCCUCUCCUCACUGCAGUGAGCAGUAUGUGUGCAUUGGAUGUGUGGAUGGAAAUGUGUACUGUUUUAGCCACUCAGGAGAAAAGGUUUGGCAGUUUUCCACCAGUGGACCAGUCUUUUCAUCCCCAUGUAUCUCAAGUUUCACUAAGCAAGAAAUAUAUUUUGGCUCCCAUGACUGCUUUAUCUACUGCUGUAAUAUAGAAGGUAAUUUACUGUGGAAAUUUGAAACCACUUCAAGUGUAUAUGCAACUCCCUUUGUUUUCCAUAGUCAUGACUUGGAGAGUGAAACGCUGCUGGCAGCAACAUCCACAGAUGGUACAGUGUGGAUCCUGAAUGCUAAGAAUGGAUUGGUAGUGGGUGUCGAUAAACUUCCGGGAGAAGUAUUCUCUUCCCCUGUAGUAUGUGGAUCAAGGCUCGUUGUUGGCUGUAGAAAUGAUUAUGUUUAUUGCCUAGAUUUGUGUAUCGCUGAGAAAACAAGAACUACUAGGAUGUGUUAAUCUGCUUCAUCUCUAGUGUUUAUACUUGGAUGUUAAGAACAUCCUUGAAUUGUACUUUAAAGCACCCAGGCCUGUAGGUGCUGCUCUUAGCCCAUUCUACUUUUGUAAAAUUUAUCAUGUUUGCAAACUUACGUUAGUUAACAAUUUUGCACCAACAGGCAUGUCUAUGCUGCAAUAAAAGACCUGUGGCAGUGAGUCUCAGAACCUGGAUCAACUGACUUAGACUUGUGCUGUGGGGCUAGAAAGAGCUCUUUUCAGUCCCGUAGCAGGAGCUUGAGUCAGUUGACCCUGGGCUCUGAGACUCGCUGCUGCAGGUUUGUUGUUGCAGAGUCAAUGUACCAGUUUUCUUGUCUGGACUAGGAAAAAUGUGUGGUUUUCUUUUAAAAUUUUGCCUAUGUGCUGUUCAAAACAUGAUAGUGCUUAAUGGCAACAGUGUGUAAUACUUUUUAAAAAAGUUAUGUGGUCAUGGUCCCCCCAGUCAUGACCUCUGAACACAUUUUUAAGGUGUUAGUGUCUACACUAGGUAAACAUUGGUGCUAGCUAACAUGUUUUCCAGAGUCAAGCUAUUUUCUUAAUCAAGAGAGGGCAAUUGACUUAAUGAUUGCUUAGCAUCACGUGUCUGAUUUAAGCUGAAUUUUGAUGAAAAAUAAAUGUGUUCACUCUGACAUAACUGUUUCUGGCAAUUUAUAUUGAAUUUUGUGCCAUACGUCAUGUCUAGCAUGGAUAUUUGCAUGUCUGUUGGGUCUCAAGUUUUCUAGUAUUUGGUUUGGAAAUUUAGCCUUCUUACAGAAUGUGUAUUAACAUAUUUUGUAAAUAAAUAACUGUGCCUCAGUGUGCCUACUGCACAUGCAUAGACUGAGGUGCUCUGCCCCUCUCGCACCUUACCCUUGAGGUUGCUAUCUGUUGUGG
Messenger RNA from Chelonoidis abingdonii (Abingdon island giant tortoise), 6182 nucleotides. It is a transcript of the gene AASDH, whose product is annotated as aminoadipate-semialdehyde dehydrogenase. Gene Ontology annotation, biological process: amino acid activation for nonribosomal peptide biosynthetic process. NCBI's taxonomy places the organism in Eukaryota, Metazoa, Chordata, Testudines, Testudinidae. Gene Ontology annotation, molecular function: protein binding. The record is from RefSeq and is a predicted model, not a curated record.